This is a messenger RNA of Acaulospora colombiana, 198 nucleotides long. The record is from the annotation of a GenBank genome assembly. NCBI's taxonomy places the organism in Eukaryota, Fungi, Glomeromycota, Glomeromycetes, Diversisporales, Acaulosporaceae.
AUGACGCAAACCCGAUUCUUGUCCCUCUUGAUUGUUUCCUCUCUCUUUCCAGAUUUGCGAGUUGAACAAAUUGUUUUCUUUUUGGAAGUAGAGCCCGAGACUCGGGCAAGGUCGCAGGAAUUUCUUUUUGUCAAUCAGGUUAACUAUUUGAGUAUUGAGGAGACGCAUGAUUGGGAGAUGCUUUCAUUGAGAUCUUGA